Leptonychotes weddellii (Weddell seal) is the source of this 575-nucleotide messenger RNA. NCBI's taxonomy places the organism in Eukaryota, Metazoa, Chordata, Mammalia, Carnivora, Phocidae. The record is from RefSeq and is a predicted model, not a curated record.
CUCCCUCGGCAGAAGCUUGCAUUAGGAGGGGUUUCACUUAGUGUGGGCGGCCGGAGAACACUGUGGGUCAACUGUUCCUGCCACCCUCCUGGCCCGAUACCAUGGGAGUGACUUGUGUGUCCCAGAUGCCUGUGGCUGAGGGCAAGAGUGUCCAGCAGACGGUGGAGCUCCUCACCCGGAAGUUGGAGAUGCUUGGGGCAGAGAAGCAAGGAACAUUUUGCGUGGAUUGUGAGACCUACCACACAGCUGCCUCCACUCUUGGCAGCCAAGGUCAGGCUGGGAAGCUGAUGUAUGUGAUGCACAACUCAGAGUACCCUCUGAGCUGCUUCGCUCUCUUUGAGAACGGCCCUUGGCUUAUUGCCGACACCAACUUCGAUGUGCUCAUGGUGAAGCUCAAGGGCUUUUUCCAGAGUGCCAAGGCCAGCAAGAUUGAGACCCGGGGUACCCGUUACCAGUACUGUGACUUCCUAGUGAAGGUGGGCACAGUCACCAUGGGGCCCAGUGCCCGAGGCAUCUCUGUAGAGGUAAGACCUUGGGGAAACAGGAGCAGUAUGUGCUGAAGGGCUGCUCAGCAG